Brugia malayi is the source of this 1410-nucleotide messenger RNA. RefSeq lists its product as uncharacterized. Gene Ontology annotation, molecular function: protein serine/threonine kinase activity; ATP binding; protein kinase activator activity. Gene Ontology annotation, biological process: glucose homeostasis; intracellular signal transduction; regulation of cell growth. The transcript is spliced from 9 exons. The coding region runs from base 1 to 1410 and encodes 469 amino acids. NCBI's taxonomy places the organism in Eukaryota, Metazoa, Nematoda, Chromadorea, Rhabditida, Onchocercidae. Gene Ontology annotation, cellular component: cytoplasm. The record is from RefSeq and is a predicted model, not a curated record.
AUGAGUUCGGAAGUCAGUACUGCAAUGUCGGUGGAGUCCGAUAGAUCCAGAUGGCGGACUGUGAGCAUGACAGUAGGAGGUGACGAUUGUGAAGAUGAAACCGAAAUGAACGACCUCAGGGAAAGUUUACGUGCAUGGAGUUCAUUAGCUAGUCCAUCGUCAAGUGCAGUUGACCAGCCAGUGAUUGAAUUUUCGCCGGACUGUGAUUCUGACUUCGACGCAGUGCUCAGCAGUGUCUUUGCAGAUAAUCGUUUGUUUCAACCACUUUCGGAUGAUACAUUUGUUGAAGAAGUUUUUGUGGAAAAAAAACCGAAAAUACUGAAUGGCUAUUUAUUUGGAGAAAGAAUUGGGGAAGGUUCUUAUGGGAAAGUGAAAGAAGUGCUGGAACAAGAUACUUUAGUUAGAAGAGCUGUCAAAAUCAUCAAAGAAGCACGACUGAGGAAAAUCCCGAACGGUCAUGCUAACGUUGAGCAGGAAUUGAGAAUAUUAAAGCGAGUGCGACAUCGCAAUGUCAUUGCUUUACGCGAUUUUUUUCGUGUUGACGACAAACAGAAAUUGUAUAUGAUAUUGGAGUAUUGUAUUGGUUCGAUGCAGCAGCUCCUAGAUGCUUCCAAAGAAAAGAAGUUGCCUGAGUAUCAAGCACAGUAUUUCUUUAGACAACUUUGCGAUGGCUUAGGUUAUCUCCAUGCUCAUGGUAUAAUACACAAAGAUAUUAAACCGGGUAAUCUUCUGGUCGCUUUGGAUGGAACUCUCAAAAUUAGUGAUUUUGGUGUAGCCGAAAUGCUCGAUACAUUUCAAGCAGAAGAUUGGUGUACAGUGGUUCAAGGUACUCCUAAAUUUCAACCGCCUGAAAUCGUUUCGGGAACCUCCGAAAAUUACCGAGGUCAGAAAGUUGAUAUUUGGGCUUGCGGUGUAACGUUGUACAACAUGGUGAGUGGUGAAUAUCCAUUCGAAGGUGACGUCAUCAUGCGCCUUUUUGACAACAUCGCUAAUCAACCCUUGGAAAUGCCGCAAAGUGUGGAGCUUUCGAAACCGUUGGAAUAUUUGCUUGCUGCCAUGCUUGAUAAAGACCCAGAAAGACGGAUAAAUAUGCAUGAAAUUAGAAGAUGCGAAUGGUAUAUGCAAAAAGUGAAUAUCGACGAUUUAUAUCGUGUUCCAAUAUCGGCAUGUAACAAUAUACCAGCUCAUCGUCCACUGAGCGUAUAUGUACAACUCGAUCAUCUUUAUGGAUCAACACUUGAAGAAGACGGUGGAUCACAGUAUUCCGAGGACCCUCGAAAUAUGCUUUCUGCAGUGAUUGUUGAACCAUCACUGGAGGAUCGACAUGUUGGGGAACAAGUACCACUCAAUGACACAAAACGAAAUCGAAGCAUAUUAUCUAUGUGUAUGGGUUUAUCGCGGUCUCCAUGA